CCUCAGCUCGGCUGUUCUGAGUCUGUGGAUCACAGGGGGAUGAGCUUGAGAUCAUCUUGGGGUGGGAGGAAACCCAGGACUGGAAAGGCUGGCUCAAACCCCCUUGAUCCGGCGGUCCAACUUUGCAGGGGGUGGGGUGGGGGCUAGCUAAGACCUCAUCUCACUGCCGCCGUUGUGGCCAACAGACAGCGGGGCUAUGAAGAUCAUGAUCAUAUGGAUGCAAUGCUACCUGGAGAAAUGGGACAUGGUUAUUCUGUAAAGAACAUGUCUAAAUUGUUGGUAAAUUCCUUAGUGUGUCACUCAACAUAGGACAUCAUCUAAGUGCACUACCAGAAGUCUUCUGAGUUUCUCCCACCAUGAUGUCUUUAUUAGCUUGAACUUCUUCCCUAAAAUGGUCCUUCUAUUGAUCCUUUCAGUCCUACUUUUGAAAGAAGAUGUCCGAGGGAGUGCACAGUCCAGUGAGAGGAGGGUGGUGGCUCACAUGCCAGGUGACAUCAUUAUUGGAGCUCUGUUCUCUGUCCACCACCAGCCAACUGUGGACAAAGUCCACGAAAGGAAGUGUGGGGCAGUCCGUGAGCAGUAUGGCAUUCAGAGAGUGGAGGCCAUGCUGCACACCCUGGAGAGGAUCAACUCAGACCCCACACUCUUGCCUAACAUCACACUUGGCUGUGAGAUAAGGGAUUCUUGCUGGCAUUCAGCUGUGGCCCUAGAGCAGAGCAUUGAGUUCAUAAGGGAUUCCCUCAUUUCUUCAGAAGAGGAAGAGGGCUUGGUGCGUUGUGUGGAUGGCUCUUCUUCUUCCUUUCGCUCCAAGAAACCCAUAGUAGGAGUCAUUGGGCCUGGCUCCAGUUCUGUGGCCAUUCAGGUCCAGAACUUGCUCCAGCUUUUCAACAUACCUCAGAUUGCUUACUCUGCAACCAGCAUGGAUCUGAGUGACAAGACUCUGUUCAAGUAUUUCAUGAGGGUUGUGCCCUCCGAUGCACAGCAGGCUCGAGCCAUGGUGGACAUAGUGAAGAGAUACAACUGGACCUACGUAUCAGCAGUGCACACGGAAGGUAACUAUGGAGAAAGUGGCAUGGAAGCUUUCAAAGAUAUGUCAGCCAAGGAAGGGAUUUGCAUCGCCCACUCUUACAAAAUCUACAGCAACGCUGGGGAACAGAGCUUCGACAAGCUGCUGAAAAAGCUAAGAAGUCACUUACCCAAGGCCAGGGUGGUGGCCUGCUUCUGUGAGGGAAUGACAGUGAGAGGCCUGCUCAUGGCUAUGAGACGCCUGGGUCUAGCAGGAGAAUUUCUACUUUUAGGCAGUGAUGGCUGGGCUGACAGGUAUGACGUGACAGAUGGGUACCAGCGAGAAGCUGUUGGUGGGAUCACAAUCAAGCUCCAAUCCCCUGAUGUCAAGUGGUUUGAUGAUUAUUAUCUGAAGCUCCGGCCAGAAACCAACCUCCGAAACCCUUGGUUUCAAGAAUUUUGGCAGCAUCGUUUUCAGUGCCGGUUGGAAGGGUUUGCACAGGAGAACAGCAAGUACAACAAGACUUGCAAUAGUUCUCUGACUCUGAGAACACAUCAUGUUCAAGAUUCCAAAAUGGGCUUUGUGAUCAAUGCUAUAUAUUCCAUGGCCUAUGGGCUCCACAACAUGCAGAUGUCCCUCUGCCCGGGCUACGCAGGACUCUGUGAUGCAAUGAAGCCAAUUGAUGGGCGGAAACUUUUGGACUCACUGAUGAAAACCAAUUUUACUGGAGUUUCUGGAGAUAUGAUCCUAUUUGAUGAAAAUGGAGACUCUCCAGGAAGGUAUGAAAUAAUGAAUUUCAAGGAAAUGGGAAAAGAUUAUUUUGAUUACAUCAAUGUUGGAAGUUGGGACAAUGGGGAAUUAAAAAUGGAUGAUGAUGAAGUGUGGUCCAAGAAGAAUAACAUCAUCAGAUCUGUAUGCAGUGAGCCUUGUGAGAAAGGCCAGAUAAAGGUGAUCCGAAAGGGAGAAGUGAGCUGUUGUUGGACCUGCACACCUUGUAAAGAGAAUGAAUAUGUCUUUGAUGAGUACACCUGCAAAGCAUGCCAGCUGGGGUCCUGGCCCACAGACGACCUGACAGGUUGUGAUUUGAUCCCAGUGCAGUAUCUUCGCUGGGGUGACCCUGAGCCUAUUGCAGCUGUGGUGUUUGCGUGCCUCGGUCUGUUGGCCACCCUGUUUGUUACCAUAAUCUUCAUUAUUUAUCGGGACACACCAGUGGUCAAGUCCUCCAGCAGAGAGCUCUGCUACAUUAUCCUUGCUGGCAUCUGUCUGGGAUACCUGUGUACCUUCUGCCUCAUUGCAAAGCCCAAACAGAUCUAUUGUUAUCUUCAGAGAAUUGGCAUCGGCCUCUCACCAGCCAUGAGCUACUCUGCCCUUGUAACCAAGACCAACCGUAUUGCAAGGAUUUUAGCUGGCAGCAAGAAGAAGAUUUGUACCAAAAAGCCCAGGUUCAUGAGUGCCUGUGCCCAGUUAGUGAUCGCUUUCAUUCUCAUAUGCAUCCAGUUGGGCAUUAUUGUGGCCCUUUUCAUCAUGGAGCCUCCUGACAUCAUGCAUGACUACCCUAGCAUCCGGGAAGUCUACCUGAUUUGUAACACCACCAAUUUAGGAGUUGUCACCCCUCUUGGAUACAAUGGAUUGUUGAUUUUGAGCUGCACCUUCUAUGCUUUCAAGACCAGAAAUGUUCCAGCCAACUUCAAUGAGGCCAAGUAUAUUGCCUUCACAAUGUAUACCACCUGCAUCAUAUGGCUGGCCUUUGUGCCAAUCUACUUUGGCAGCAACUACAAAAUCAUCACCAUGUGUUUCUCCGUCAGCCUCAGUGCCACAGUGGCUUUGGGCUGCAUGUUUGUACCGAAGGUGUACAUCAUCCUGGCCAAGCCGGAGAGAAACGUGCGCAGCGCCUUUACCACUUCCACAGUGGUGCGCAUGCAUGUAGGGGAUGGCAAGUCUUCCUCCGCAGCCAGCAGAUCCAGCAGCCUAGUCAACCUGUGGAAGAGGAGGGGCUCCUCGGGGGAAACCCUAAGGUACAAAGACAGGAGACUGGCCCAGCACAAGUCGGAAAUAGAGUGUUUCACCCCCAAAGGGAGUAUGGGGAAUGGUGGGAGAGCAACCAUGAGCAGCUCCAAUGGGAAGUCCGUCACUUGGGCCCAGAACGAGAAGAGUAGCCGCGGGCAGCACCUGUGGCAGCGGCUGUCGGUGCACAUCAACAAGAAGGAGAAUCCCAACCAAACUGCGGUCAUCAAGCCCUUCCCCAAGAGCACGGAGAUCCGCGGGCCGGGCCCAGGCGCUGGUGGCGGGGGCCCAGGAGCCGCAGGGGGUUCGGGCGGGGCGAGCUGCGCAGGCGCGGGUGCCGGCGGCCCGGAGCCCCCCGACGCGGGCCCUAAGGCUCUGUACAACGUGGCGGAAGCGGAAGAGCGCUUCCCGGCGGCCGCACGCCCGCGCUCGCCGUCGCCCAUCAGCACGCUGAGCCAGCGCGCGGGCUCGGCCGGCCGCACCGACGACGACGUGCCGUCGCUGCACUCGGAGCCCGCGGCGCGCAGCAGCUCUUCGCAGGGCUCGCUCAUGGAGCAGAUCAGCAGCGUGGUGACGCGCUUCACGGCCAACAUCAGCGAGCUCAACUCCAUGAUGCUGUCCACCGCCGCCGCCGCCGCCGCCGCGCCCGGCCCCGGAGGAGGCGCCCCUCUCUGCUCGUCCUACCUGAUCCCCAAAGAGAUCCAGCUGCCCACCACCAUGACGACGUUCGCCGAGAUCCAACCCCUGCCGGCCAUCGAGGUGACGGGCGGCGCGCAGCCCGCCGUGGCGGCGGCGGCGGCGGCGGCGGCGGCCGGGGGUCCAGCCUCGGGGGCUACGGUGGCCCAGGAGCCGCUGGCGGCCGGAGCCGAGGCCGCGCCCGGAAAACCGGACCUGGAGGAGCUGGUGGCCCUCACGCCGCCGUCCCCGUUCAGGGACUCGGUGGACUCCGGCAGCACCACGCCCACCUCGCCCGUCUCCGAGUCGGCCCUGUGUAUCCCGUCGUCUCCCAAAUAUGACACUCUGAUCAUCAGAGAUUACACGCAGAGCUCCUCGUCCUUGUGAAGGUCAGCGCACCCGCCCGCGCGCGCGGCGGAGCUGCGGGCCCUGCGGUGUGGCCAGGGGUGCACGGGUGCAGGGACACCCCGUCCCCCCCGGUGAGGACCCCCGCGAUGGAGACGAGAUCGGUAACAGCGCUGUUUCACCCAGAACCGACGGCGACGACACCAACCACGUACAGAUCUUCUGGCAGAUUUUCUUCUAGUGGCCUUAGAAAACUUGGGCUUUGGAGAAAGGCCGCGUCUGGUUCUCUGGAGGGCUGGCAGCGAGUGUGAAAGCAGCCAAGUACCGAGCGCUUUGCUCAAGGGGGAGCAUCCCAUCGCAGGACGUUUGAAAAGCGCGGUUGAUAAGCAACUGUAAAACAGUUUUGUUUGUUUACUUUCAUUCUUUUCCCAGAAGAGUCUUUAAUUCACCAAACAUGAAUGUACAUUUUCUAACAAACUCUGAAUCUGGGACCAAAACGUCAACCUCCACCCCUCCCCUCUUUUUUUUCCUUCCUUCUUCCUCUCCCCACCCUCCCAUUUAAAGAUCUUGAGAAGCAAGCAGUCACCUGGCCCGGUAUCUACUGAGGCUUGUGAAUGUGUCUCGUGCGUAUCAUACGGCUGGGCAGUGAUGUGUAAUGUACCUAGAGCUUCUAGCAGAGACUUUCCAAUGAGGUUUAAGAUACUCUUCCAAAGCCUGCAUCCGGAAUUCCACCAGUUAUUUCAGAUUCACCUCCAUUAACCAAGAAAACCAGUGGAAGAUUUCUGGACUAUUUCACCAUGUUGCCAAUCAAUACUGGAGUAGCAAAAAAAAAAUAUUUUCUGGAACACUGUUUUGUAAUUCCCUCACUGGGGUGCAUUGUGUAGCUGGAAAUUCUCUUUAUAAUAAUACUUUGUGAGCUCUAGCUUGGCUAUUUCUUUUAUGACACAUAGCCACUCUUAUGAAUGAAUGCUGUUCCAUCAGUGUUGCCAGCUAAAUUACUAAGACGCGCAUUGGAGCUUCUUCAUUCCUUUCUUUUGAGAAUCUGAUAUACAGUGAGCUCCUCUGUUAUUCUUUCCUUCAUUCUUUAAUUCUUCCUUUCUUUUUGCUUUCCUUCACACCCACCUUCCCUUCCUUCGUUUCCCUUCAAUCCCACCCCUGGAAGAGUGGUCUGUAGACCCAAUGCAGAUGUCAAAAUUGGAGGGAUUAUUGCUGAAAAAAAGUAAAUACUAACACAAUCUGUUUAAUACACUGAAAGUCAGCAUAGCGACAAUUUUGCUAUGCCAAUUAGCAGUGAUUAUAACUUUUCUUUGCUGCUUAAACAGGGCAGCUAUGAACUAUGACUAAUGUAGAUUUUUUUUUUCAAAGCAAUACAGAAUACUAAAACAGAGGAACCUUAAUGAAUAUCAACCAGUCUUUCUUAGCCAUUCCAAUAAAAGGCAAAGCAAUUAUUGAUAUUUUACUUUUUGAAAUAAUUAGUAUAAUUUUGUGCAUUCAUACUGUCACUUUUUAAAUACUGCAGAAAAGAGUUUUAGAGUUAUAAUAAAAACAUGUGCUUUGAUAGGCUUAGAUAGGUAGAAACCAUAUCUCAAGACCUGAAUCUACUGUCAUAUUUAUAUUCGUCCCAUUGCAGCUAUCCUCAGGUACCAAAUGUUCUUGAUUUUUAAAUAAGGUUAGUAAUAAAAGGAGAAGAUAUCCUUUAAAAUUUAAAGUUCAGUUGACCCAGCCUUAUAUUAAAGAUAGCCUUAUGAUAAAGACUUGUCAUGAGACAGAAGUAUAUUUUUGGCAGAGAGAAAAUUAAAUAGAACUUUAAAAUUUUUAUCACAAUAUUCUUGAUUUGUUUUCAAUUUAAUAACUACUUAGAAAAUGAAAACUGGAAGUCGAUCCAUUGGCAUGAUUCUCCAGUUUUAAAACAUGUAAUAAUUGUUGGCCUUCUUUGUCCUAUAUCUGCUCUUACUGAAAUCAUAAAUCCGAUCUCCCACUAUAAAAUAAGAGACAAAGACAUUCACUAAAGUAUAUACUUAAAGUUAAUUAGUUUUCCUUUGAUAAAUUUGAAAAUAACAUUAUCAGAGUAGCAUAACCCUAAAUAUUAGAGACACUUGAAACAGAAGAAGUCUAGCUAACUUCCCACAGCUUCUUGAAAGCAAAUGUCUGCCUCUACCUGCAAACCAAAUGUAAAUAUUUUGAAACAAUAAUGGAUCCUCAUUUUAAAAGGUGGCAUUCACCUCAUUACUGUCUUGAUUUCUUAGAUAGUAAUUAAUACUCUUAUAAAUAGGUUCUACUCUUAAGUUUUAUACUUGGUUUCAUCAAAUCCCUUGGUUUCUGUUUUAUCUUUAUGUACAGUAAGUUUAUUCAUUGACAAGUUCCAGAACUUUCUUCAUAACCAAAUUAAAGUAUACCACCUGAUGAGAAACUGCACUAGAUAUUGAAGUUUAAAACAACUUUUAUCUGAUGUUAUAAUCAACUAUAAUAAAGACAAUUUAUCCAAUUAGAGGUUAUUUUUCUCCAUAUUUCUGUAACAGUUGUCACAUCAUUGGAUGCAUUGUAUAGUGAACACAAUGUCAGUAAUACCUUCUUGAGAUCUUUUAUUUUGGAAUGAUGCUAACUCCCUCUUUGCCAAUUCCAAUACCAGGUUCCGUUCCAAGUACUUACUGCAAUACAAAAGGAACUGAAUAUUCAUUCUAGGGCUAGGAUAUAAACUUCAUAAUUCAUCUGGGUACCUAUUCUUAUUGGAUUUUCUUGAAAACAAUUUGUUGCUGGUACCCAGUGGUAAUACAGUAGGAGCCUGCAUAACCAGUAAGAAGGGUGAACAUGCUAAGGACCACAAAGUGACCGGAAAGGAUAGUGUGAUCCAGGGAAGAAGGAGAAGGCCUGGUUUCUGUCUAUGAACCUUUUCUACUUGAAGAGAGAACUAGGAGUAGCCUGAGAAGGCCUUAUGUAAAUGGGAGCAAAUAAUCUUUUGGAUCUGGGAAUGGGAGACAGAAAGGGAAUAUGGAAAGGCAAAUCAUAAAAAAGUUCAUAGACACAAGAAAGGGAAAAGCAAAUCUACAAAUGUGCUAAUCCUUGAACAUAAUAGUCUUUUUUUUUGAGCUACUGAUAUUACCAGCAAGCGAUCAGAAAGACAAGGAGCUGUUUCUGACUAAAUGCAUUGGGUAAUGGCUCUACUGUAGUUCUGUGACUUCCAAACUAGGAAUUCAACACUUUCUUUUUUCUUAAGAAAAACAAAAAAAAUAAACAAAAAAAAAAUUUCCUGUGCUAGUCUCCCAGCAACAUGUCAAUGGUUUGGAGACUUCAAAGGUAUUAUCUGAGUUCACAUUUAGCAACAGCUUAUUAAUAACCCUCAAGCUGUCAGAAUCUCUAUAGUUACCAUUUACAAUUUUAUACUGUGAAAAAAAUACAGAUCAGUGAAAGCAUAAAGAUAGAUGAGAAUUUGCUUUGAAGAGGCUCUGAAGCCUGUGGUAUUUCUACUGAUUAUUGAAGAAUGAGGCAUGUAUAAAAUAGUUGGCUGAAUUUCACUGAUCUUCCCAAUGUGAACAAAUAUACUAUGUAUAUUGUGUGUAUUUCUAGAAUUCAAUGGCAGCUGCUGGUGGUGUUGUAAUUAGAAAUCUAUAUAGAAUAUAGAUAUUUAGAGAGAUGGUGCCAAUACUACAAGAUUUGUGUGGGCUACAAGUGCUUGUACUGACUUUUUCUGCACUUAUAACUGAUUUGGUUUUAAAACCAUGUGAGCAUAUCUGUUCUCUUUCCAUUGUUGCAGCUUGUUCUAUUAAAAUAAUAGAGAAUGUUAAAUUA
Jaculus jaculus (lesser Egyptian jerboa) is the source of this 7816-nucleotide messenger RNA. It is a transcript of the gene Grm5, whose product is annotated as glutamate metabotropic receptor 5. The record is from RefSeq and is a predicted model, not a curated record. Gene Ontology annotation, molecular function: G protein-coupled receptor activity involved in regulation of postsynaptic membrane potential; adenylate cyclase inhibiting G protein-coupled glutamate receptor activity. Gene Ontology annotation, biological process: trans-synaptic signaling by endocannabinoid, modulating synaptic transmission; G protein-coupled glutamate receptor signaling pathway; regulation of synaptic transmission, glutamatergic. Gene Ontology annotation, cellular component: postsynaptic density membrane. The transcript has 10 exons. NCBI's taxonomy places the organism in Eukaryota, Metazoa, Chordata, Mammalia, Rodentia, Dipodidae. The coding region runs from base 392 to 4072 and encodes 1226 amino acids.